This is a messenger RNA of Cyprinodon tularosa, 6804 nucleotides long. Its product is annotated as calcium-activated potassium channel subunit alpha-1-like. The transcript has 30 exons. Gene Ontology annotation, cellular component: postsynaptic membrane. Bases 2384 to 6184 code for a protein of 1266 amino acids. Gene Ontology annotation, biological process: transmembrane transport; potassium ion transport. Gene Ontology annotation, molecular function: large conductance calcium-activated potassium channel activity. Lineage: Eukaryota; Metazoa; Chordata; Actinopteri; Cyprinodontiformes; Cyprinodontidae. The record is from RefSeq and is a predicted model, not a curated record.
UGUCUGUCUGUCUUUAUCACUGGAUCGAUGAACUGAUGGAUCCAUCCAUGACAUCAGUUGCAUCUGUAUGGCUGAUGGGUAUGCCUUUACCAGCUUAAAUGAUCUACCAGAGAUUGAUUUUUGUCUAUUUUCCUCUAUAAAAAGUUCAAGGCCAGUAAUUUGUCUUUCCACAAAUUCUCAAACAGACUGGGUUAAUCUUAAGAAAUCAAUAUGCUUAUGCCCAUUGGCUGAGUUUGUGCUCUAACAAGCUUCUAACAUAUGUUCUUUUAGUUUUGCCCUGUAUUUAACUCAAUCUCUUAUUGAACUGAUCAAUUUCAAACGGAGUUUGUCUGAGAUUUCUGUCUGAGUCUGACAAAAGUUGAUACCUGUGAGGUUCUGGUCCUAAUGAUCAUCUUUGCUCCUUUUCUUCAAGUUCUCACCUCAAACUGCACAGCAGCGUUGCUGCUAUUUGUGUACAUGGUGUUCUUUUUGUUGUCCUUUCAGUCGAGCACGACUCUAGAUUGCGUAUAUAACUAAACUUACUUUUUCACUAGUAUAGUAUUAUUAAAGUAAUAUCUAGUGUUUGGAUUUUUACCUAUAGAGUAGAAUAUCUAGGCAGCGGAGUAUUACUUUUUCAGAUAAGCUUCUAAUGUUAGUGCAUUAUUUUUUGUCAGAGAUAGAGAAUAAAAAAAACAAGUAGCGUUUAGUAAUAAGCUGUCCACCAUUUGAACGAAAUGUUCCUGUAUUUUUUUUAAUAUAGCAGUUUCCAAUUUCAGGUCAGAACCUUAAAAGAUUAAAGAUGCCUCUAACUAAGAUGAUUUACUGUAUUGCUCUUAAUGCUCAGUACUCUUUUGUGAAAAAAAGUCAUCCAUGUAAGCUAGCAUUUCAAAUUUAAAGAUGAGAUUGCAAUGUUUCAGAGGGUUUUUGAAUCAGAAAUACUGAUAUGAAAGAUUUCAGCAGUGUUUUUAUUCUAGUGUCUUGACCAAAUAUUUACACAUUUUCAUUCUUUUAGUUAAACCCAAAGAAAUUAAUCACAACAGACAGGAAAAAACUUGUAUGGCUGCAAAAACUUGAGAUUGAGGUGGAGGUUCAGAUUUUAUUUUGUGAGAAACACUAAUCCACAUUUACAUUAUAUAGGUUAGAUCAAAGCACUUUUAUUUUCUUAAGCCUGAACUCAGUCUAAUUCAGAAUCUGUGGCAAGACUAGAAGAUUCCUGUCCUGAGAUGCUUUCCCGCCAAUCUAAGUGGACUUGAGCUAUUAAGCUAAUAAGAAUUAGCAUACAUUUCAGUCUCUUCAUGCAUGAAGCUGGUGGACACAUACCAUAAAGCUGUAGCUGCAGCAAAAGCCAAUUGUACCAAGUAAUGGCUUAGCUUGGAUAAGUUCAAAUGCACUGCCCACUUUUUGAUUUGUGAUAAGAAAAACUUUUCAAAACCUCAUCAUUUCCCCAGAUCUUUGAAAACAUGCAUUUGUCUGUGACAUAAAGUCUAAGUAAACACACUGAGGUAACAACAAAAAAAUGGCAAUAUAUGGAAUUGUUCAAGGGGUUUAAAUACAUUUACAAUGUGUUCUCCUAUUUCUGACAAAUAUCAAUGAGAUUUUCCUGAUAUUAAGCCUUUUUUUGUGUAAUUUUAAUGGAAUUUACAACACAGUGAAAAUCAGUAACAGUAUUCUAGCAGGGAUCAUUUUUUAUAUUCUAUCCAAAUAUUAAAUGUUGAUCUUUAUCCAGUGAAAUGCUCUGAACAUAGUUAAAUUAUGUUUUUUGUGUAAUCCUCUUCCCUCCCCCUCCAUUCUGACAAACACUAUUUAAAUUAAUCUGUUUGGAGUUUUUUUCCCUGCUGUGGCACUGAAUGGCAGACGGAGCGAUCUCUAUCAGCUGCUGAUAGAAUGUGUCACAUUUAGUUUUGGGGUUAACUGACAUUAUGGUUAAUGCAUUGGCUAUGAUUUAUUUAGGGAUUAUUGGAGAAUCACUGAAUCUGUGCCACAGAAACACAAACUAUGAUCACCAUAACUUCCAAAUGUUCUGCGCACAGCUUUGCUGUACGGUCUUGUGCAACACAGAUACAAGCUGUUCCCUGCCCAAGAUUAGUGAAUGAACUCUUGUUCAUGAGUAGUACUUGUAGAGUCACAGAGAUGAGAUGUGGGUUAUAUUGUAAAACCAGCUGAUGGGCAUGAAUGCAGUCCGGCUUCUUCCUUUCCUUUCCCAGGAUGAAUCCUAAAGGAGCUUACACUCUAAUAUCCUGAUGGGAAAACGGCUUGCUUUAAGCUUGCACUGAAUCGUCAAGAGAAUGUUGCAAAGGUUUGCGGGACGUCAGAACACCAUACUUCUUUGAAGACGGGGCUGAUUUUUCUUGUUGGAGAGUGAUUUUUCUGCUUGAUUUCACCUCAUAAGACUGCAGAAUUUUGAAUGCUGUUUUUAGUUUUAUUUAAUUUCGUACCAACUGGAAGCUCGGCAGGGUGGUUUCUGAAUAUGAUUCCAACAAAGAUUUUAGUGUACAGGGGCCCCAAUGAGGACACCCUCUCUAAGACGGUGCAAAGUACAACAAGACGCAAGAAAUCAACAGGGGAGCUUUUCCAGAAGGGCUACAGGGUCAGAAUGAGCCAUGGGUUGGUCCCUGAUAAAGAGGACCAAGACAGCUUCUGCUUCAGUCUGGGUGGAUGCUUUCACAUGAUUUCCUACUGGGGUUUGAGGUUUUUAAGAGCCUUAAGAUUGAUACAGUUCUCAGAAAUUUUACAGUUUUUGAAUAUUCUGAAGACAAGCAACUCCAUUAAGUUGGUGAACUUGUGUUCAAUCUUCAUAAGCACAUGGCUAACUGCAGCAGGCUUCAUCCAUUUGGUGGAAAACUCAGGGGAUCCUUGGGAAAACUUCUCAAAUUCUCAAACACUUUCCUAUUGGGAAUGUGUCUACCUACUAAUGGUUACGAUGUCGACUGUUGGCUAUGGAGACGUUUAUGCAAAAACCACUCUUGGCCGCUUGUUUAUGGUCUUCUUUAUCCUUGGUGGUUUGGCCAUGUUUGCAAGCUACGUCCCUGAAAUCAUAGAGUUAAUAGGAAACCGCAAGAAAUAUGGUGGUUCCUAUAGUGCUGUUAAUGGGAGAAAGCACAUCGUGGUCUGUGGUCACAUAACGCUCGAGAGUGUGUCCAACUUUCUAAAAGACUUCCUACACAAGGACAGGGAUGAUGUCAAUGUAGAAAUUGUUUUUCUCCAUAAUAUUUCCCCUAAUCUUGAGCUGGAAGCCUUGUUUAAACGUCACUUUACCCAAGUAGAGUUUUACCAGGGCUCAGUCCUGAAUCCCCAUGACCUGGCCAGAGUCAAGAUUGAAUCAGCUGAUGCCUGCCUGAUUUUAGCGAACAAAUACUGUGCGGACCCAGAUGCUGAAGAUGCAUCCAACAUCAUGAGGGUAAUAUCGAUCAAGAACUAUCAUCCCAAAAUCCGAAUAAUAACACAGAUGUUGCAGUACCACAAUAAGGCGCACCUUUUGAACAUCCCGAGCUGGAACUGGAAGGAGGGGGACGACGCUAUUUGCCUUGCGGAGCUGAAACUGGGUUUCAUUGCCCAGAGCUGCCUGGCUCAAGGCCUCUCCACCAUGCUGGCCAACCUUUUCUCCAUGAGGUCCUUCAUCAAGAUCGAGGAAGACACAUGGCAGAAGUAUUACCUGGAGGGAGUAGCCAAUGAGAUGUACACUGAGUACCUGUCCAGUGCCUUUGUUGGGUUAUCCUUCCCAGUCAUAUGCGAACUCUGCUACGUGAAGCUGAAGCUACUGUUGAUAGCGAUUGAGUACAAGUCUGAUCAAAGGGAAAGCAGCACCUUGAUCAACCCUGGAAACCAUGUGAAAAUGGAGGAGGGGACCCUGGGCUUUUUCAUUGCAAGUGAUGCCAAAGAAGUAAAGAGGGCACUGUUUUAUUGCAAGGCCUGUCAUGAUGAUAUAACAGAUCCCAAAAGGAUAAAAAAAUGUGGAUGCAAGAAAUUGAUAUAUUCCAAGACGCCUGCCUACAAGAGAAUGAGACUGGCAUGUUGCUUUGAUCGCGGCCGCUCCAAGUGGCAGCGCUCUUGCAUGCCGGUUAAUGUUCGUAGUAACUUGGACUACCCUCAUCAGGACAUACCACUCUCUGCUCUCUCUGUUAAUGAUUGCUCAGCCACUUUACGUGCCUCUAAAAAUAGCUAUAAUGGAUAUAUCAAAUCAACAGUAAAAAGCAGCCCUGUAAUCCGGCCACCACCUUAUCAAUACAAAUCAGUUAAACUGAACCAUGUUUCAGCCAGCAUGGUCUGUAGGGCCCCCCACAGAGAUGCUGCUGGUCCCAUCCCGUUGGUAAACAACCGCAAGGGAAGCCUGCUGGCCCUCAGCAAGCCUUCUGCCCUGAAACUGAGCCUUGUGGGCUCUAGAGACCUGGCCCAGGUCGGCCAGCUGCCAGGGGUGGCAGAGGAGACACGUCGACUUCAGCGGGCGCGAAGCCUGCCCGUGAAGUACAGAUACCACCACGGUCACCCCAGUAUCACCACUCACAGUCAGAUGAAGCUCGAGGAGGACCAACAGACAGCUUUAUCACCCAAAAAGAAGCAGCGUAAUGGAGGAAUGAGAAAUUCUCCAAACUCCUCACCUAAGAUUACGAGACACGACCCGCUCCUUAUCCCAGGCAAUGAGCAGGGCGAGACCAUGGAUGAGAACAUAAAAAAAUACGACUCCACGGGGAUGUUUCACUGGUGCCCAUCUAAAGACAUUGAGAAGGUUAUCCUGACUCGCAGCGAAGCAGCUAUGACUGUUCUGAGCGGACAUGUGGUUGUGUGCAUCUUUGGGGAUGUAAAAUCGGCACUGAUUGGUCUCCGAAACUUUGUGAUGCCCCUGAGAGCAAGCAACUUCCACUACCACGAGUUGAAGCACAUCGUGUUUGUGGGAUCCCUUGAAUAUCUGAAACGGGAGUGGGAAACACUACACAACUUCCCAAAAGUGUCCAUCCUGCCGGGCACACCAUUGAGCAGGGCUGAUCUGAGGGCUGUCAACAUCAACCUCUGCGACAUGUGUGUCAUCCUGUCAGCCAAUCAGAACAAUAUUGACGAUGCAUCACUGCAGGACAAAGAGUGCAUCCUGGCGUCACUUAACAUCAAAUCCAUGCUGUUUGAUGACAGCAUCGGGGUCCUGCAGGCCAAUUCUCAAGGCUUCACGCCUCCUGGGAUGGACCGAUCCUCUCCUGAGAACAGCCCGGUCCACGGAUUAGUGCGGCAGACCUCCGUUACAACUGGAGGAAAUAUUCCUAUCAUAACAGAGCUUGCACCAUUAGCAAAGCAAGGCAAAAAAGUGCCUGUGAUUUCAUUCAGUCAGGAUAAAAGCAGUGGGACCAGCAUACAAAUGAUAACUGAGCUGGUUAAUGACUCAAACGUUCAGUUUCUGGACCAAGACGAUGACGACGAUCCAGACACAGAGUUAUACCUCACUCAGCCUUUUGCAUGUGGGACAGCAUUUGCAGUCAGUGUGCUUGACUCCUUAAUGAGUGCGACAUACUUCAAUGAUAAUAUCCUCACCUUGAUCCGGACGUUGGUAACAGGUGGUGCCACUCCAGAGCUUGAGGGUUUGCUGGCUGAGGAGAAUGCAUUACGUGGUGGCUACAGCACUCCACAGACCCUGGCAAACAGGGACAGGUGUCGUGUGGCACAGCUGGCCCUAUAUGAUGGGCCCUUUGCUGACCUCGGGGAUGGCGGCUGUUAUGGGGACCUGUUCUGUAAAGCCUUGAAAACGUACAAUAUGUUAUGCUUUGGGAUCUAUCGCUUACGAGAUGCACAUCUAAACACACAAAAUCAGUGUACCAAACGGUACGUCAUCACCAAUCCUCCGUACGCAUUUGAGCUUGUGCCCUCGGACCUCAUAUUCUGCCUGAUGCAGUUUGACCAUAAUGCCGGCCAAUCACGGACCAGUCUCUCCCACUCUUCCCACUCCUCGCACUCUUCGAGCAAAAAGAGCUCCUCCGUCCACUCGAUUCAAACCACCAACCGCGCCAACAGAGUCAAAAGCAGGGACUCACGAGACAAACAAAAUGCAACAAGGAUCAAUAGAGCUGGCCAAGAAAAGACACGGUUUACAGAUGAGCCACAGAAUACCCACCUGAGAACCAUACAGAUCAAUCUUCUGAAUACUCACACAGUCAACCCUGUUGGUCUCAAUAAAUCCACCAGUAGCUUGAUCCCACCCAUCAGAGAAGCUGGGGAUGAAUGCUGAGCUCCAGACCCCAUCCUGACAUCUGGACAAAUGGACCUCCAGGACGACUUUUUGAUUGGAUGUCAGUGCGGACCUGGAUCUCCUGUAAACACAUACUAUCAAACUAACAACUGCUUUCCUUCCUACAUUGUUGCAGCAAUGUAACAUCUGAGCUUAAUUAAAACCAUUAAGACAAUCCUGAUCCCUACUCAACUUUCCCUUUGCACAGCAGUGAUCAGACUCCAUGACUGUUUUUUUGUUUGCUUGUUUAUUCCUUUUUGAGGAACUGGGAUCACUUGAGGAACCAGAGGUGGAUGAAGGACUAUAGUUUUAAGAAUUGCCUUUAAAGCUGUACAUCAACAACUACUGCUACUGCAUUUGAGUCACCUAGUCUGGUUGACAUAUUCUGUACAGUUUGUGUGUGUAUUUUGCAUCCAGCUGUAACCCCCUCACUCAUCCACCACCACAGUGACAUGAGGACUGAUGUUGCACUCCAUUUACAACAGGGGCUGAAACUCUGGAAGGCAAAGAGUAGUGCCCAAAUGUGGGUAAAACUAUGAAUAGGUAAAUGAAUCCAAUCAGCCCAAAGGUAACAGGGACAGCUUUGCAAUUUAAGGAUUUUUUUUUUUUAUUUCAGUUCA